Molecule: messenger RNA, 1301 nt
Organism: Serpula lacrymans var. lacrymans S7.9
Lineage: Eukaryota; Fungi; Basidiomycota; Agaricomycetes; Boletales; Serpulaceae
Exons: 7
Coding region: 17-1177 (386 amino acids)
Biological process (GO): regulation of autophagy; cellular response to starvation; cellular response to amino acid stimulus
Cellular component (GO): fungal-type vacuole membrane; nucleus; Gtr1-Gtr2 GTPase complex
Molecular function (GO): GTPase activity; GTP binding
Source: RefSeq, a predicted model, not a curated record
GAUCUAACCAACAGUCAUGGCGUCCAUGCAGGACAGCCUGGCACUCAAACCUUCCAAUGACUUCGCUCGCAGGACAAAGAUCUUGCUCAUGGGCACAAAGAGGAGCGGCAAGACUUCAAUUCAACAGGUUCUGUUCAACAACCUCCCGCCAAAGCAAACAUUCUACAUCGAGCCAACUAAGCGGAUCACGAAACAUGCCUUUGACACAUUCAUUCCUCUAGAAAUAUGGGAUUGUCCAGGCGACGUCACAGUCGACUCCCUCGAUACUCCGUUAUCCGAGUUCACAACAAUUCUGUUUGUCAUAGAUAUCCGAGCCCUUUAUCAGGAACCCAUUUCCAAACUCGUUGAAUUCAUGGUCGCAGCUCACCAAGUCAACCCUGACAUCAACUUUGAAGUCUUUUUACACAAGGCGGAAAAAUUGAUGGAGGACGAUAAAAUUGAAUACUAUCGGCUGAUACACGAAGGGGUAAUGGACCGUCUUGCGGAUGAAUCCCCUGAAUACGAACAAGUUCCAUUGAACUUUCAUCUAACAUCUGUUUAUGACCAUUCACUCCAAGAUGCUUUCUCUCACGUUCUCCAUAAACUUGUCGACUCACUUUCCUUUCUCGAAGACUUGCUCAAUAUUUUUUGUUCUAAUACGUCUUCCCCAAAAGCAUUUUUAUUCGAUACCACUAGUAGGUUAUAUGUAGCUACAGAUGCAUCUCCAGUCGAUCAAGCGACUCACAACCUGUGCUGCGAUUAUCUAUACAUGUUGAAUGCAUUCGGACCACUGUUCAAAUCCAAUAUGACAAACGACUCGAGUCCUCCCGACCAGUCCCCAUCAACACCGCCACCUACAGCGAUCACUUCCCCAUCGACAUCUCUUGCGUCCCCAAACCCCAUUCAUCCAAAUAUAGGUCCUCCGACCGUCUCUAAUCUCCCAAAGACAUUGCCAAUGACACCAGGCUCGAAACCAGUUUUUUAUCCUUCUGCGUCUACCUCCCUGUCGCCCUCACAUCCCGGUACGACGCUCACAUACCAUCUGGUGACCCCUCACCUGGCUCUGCUUGCCCUUCUGCCAAGUGAAGUGUACGAGAUGCGGAGAGGGCUAGUAGAAUGGAAUGUAGUGUGGUUUAGAGAAGGAAUAAGGGAAAUUUGGGAAGUGGAAAGAGAGGGUCGAAGUGGAAAGGGCCCAUGAUUAAGGAAUGUAGGGUGUAGUAUGUUGCCCUCGAUUGCAAUGGAUGGUCUUAUUUAUGAUAUAUAGCUACCACUGUAGUACAAUCUACAGGAAUAUUUUGGCAUAAAAUUGCCACGUCGUAUUU